Molecule: messenger RNA, 3526 nt
Organism: Branchiostoma belcheri (Belcher's lancelet)
Lineage: Eukaryota; Metazoa; Chordata; Leptocardii; Amphioxiformes; Branchiostomatidae
Exons: 13
Coding region: 447-1592 (381 amino acids)
Source: RefSeq, a predicted model, not a curated record
AAACAUUUAAACUCGCAGCAGAAGAUAGAAGGACUUGUUCCCGUAUCGCAGGGUGUUUCAGCGUUCACUACGGCAGUUCUAAUGAAGGUAGAGGGUCAUUUAAUGUCGGGGUAUCUGAGAGUGUUGAUCCCGGUCACGUGAUCACUAGUGUCCGUACCUUGUACCUGAAGUGGUGGAGAGGUGAUGGACAGUUUCGCAUCACAUCAGGGAACAAGGACGAUCGGUUUACAAUCGGGACUGAGACUGGUGACGUCAUCGUGAAGAGGUACCUGAACUAUGACAUUGAGCCUCACUAUGAGCUGAAGGUGACCAAUGAUCAAGCUGAGAAAAAGAAGGAAAUUAAAAUCAGAAUCUCGGUGGAAGACGACCCGAGCUACCCUCCCACCUUCAACCCGAGCUGCUACAUCCCACCUCGGGUCAGGAACACCACAGAGAUUUGGCCCCUGAUGGGGACCCUGCACUCGUUCCUUGGAUACCAGAAUCUGUUUAGUAACCGCAGAAAUGGAUCUCGGUCGGCGAUGGUCCUCCACAACGAUCGCUGUGAUGGUAAGGUGUAUGCGGUGUAUAAGAGUGACUUUUGGGACUACACCGUACCGGAAGGAACCACGCCUUUCUUCAACUUUAAAUGUACCAACGACCAGGAGCCGAGACGGAUGACACCGACUAUAACGCCAUACUGGAAUGCGUCCUAUGAGCGUCCAGAUGACAGCGCGAUCAGCCCAGAGUGGUUCCUGGACAAGCCGAAGAAAAAGUUCAUGAGGCACAUCUUAAUGGAACUCAACAUCAAAGACAUCAUCACCCAGAGUCCAUCUGUGUACAAAUGCAGCAUGGAGAUCAAGGCUCCUAAUUUCGGGCUUAACGCCAGCAUGGGGUUUGGUAUUGAAGCUUUAGGGUGCCCUGCUGGGUUGUUCGGAGGAGGCUGCAGUGAGAUCUGUGUGUGCCAAAAUGGCGGCAGCUGUCAUCCCUUUAAUGGCGCCUGUAAGUGCCCGGAUGGAUGGAAGGGCAGGGCCUGUGAUAUCAAGGAUCCUAAGGUCCUUAUGUCUCCGACCUACCAGAACGUCACUUCCGGCCAGACAGCACGGCUCAGCUGUGUUGCUCUAAAUGUCCAUUCCGCCAGCACCUUCGCCUGGGCUCUGAACGGGAAACAGCUGAGCACAGAAGGUAACAACAUGGUCACAUUCCAAGGAUUCAACACACGAUUCAACAGGACAUUUGUAAACGUGACUAUUACUGUGGUGAUCUCUAGUCUGGGUAUGUCUGGGGAGUACGCAUGCGCAUACAAGGCAACUGAUGGAAAGAUCUACCGACAGUUUGCCAAGGUGGCCCUGGAAGGAAAGUUUAGUCCUCAAUGUGGAAACUGCUUCCCCAAGACUCAGCCCGUGAGCGACGAGACCGUUGCACUGUACGUCGUCAGCGGCGUUGCCUUACUGUUUCUUGUUGCCCUGCUCACUCAGGGCUACAUGAAGCACAGGCAUGUCAACAAGGAGGCCGUUGACAUGGUUACCAAAAAUAACCCGGAUGUAAAGAAACCCAUUGCCGAGUUCCCGGAUAUGGUCCGCAGGGAAACCGUUGAAAACGAAUACACCGUGUGAUCACGUGAUUGGUCUGGUUAGGGGGACAAACAGACAACUGAACAAAAGAUGAGGAUUUUAUCAUAUUGACCAACUAAAUAGCCUCCAAUUGUUUUGUGUACGGUCAUUGGCUACUAGUAUCUUUUUUAAAUUUCAUGCUGUUAUUAAACAUGUAAACUGCACCGGAAUUGGCAGCUGGAGUGCAAAACAGGUGAGCCAGUUCCAACAAAAGAAUAAGAACUAGAGUUCCACGAUCUCAUACCUUCGCCAAAUAAUGUUAAUCUUUAUGACUGACAAAUUAAAAUAAAUCCCGAUUAUGCAAAUAGAAGCCUUAUUUGCAUGAAUUAUCGAAUGAUCAAAUUCUCCACCAAAGACAGUCUUAUACUGACGAAGAAUGCCAUACUAACAUUUCCUCAUAAAUUAUGCAAAUGAGGUCAUUAUUUGAAUAAGUUAUCCUUAAUGUUCACCUUCACUUAACUUUCAAGUACCUGAAGUAUGAAAUUCCAGCCAAGUACUAUUAUCUAAUUUUUUUAAUUUUCUCAUUAAUUAUGCAGAUUAAAUCUUCAUUUACAUAAUAUCUGCCUGUGUUUCUCUCAUUCGUAGCGAUGGGACGGAUGAGACGGAAUCCUUCCGGUUUCGACUUUAAUCUUGUCAUUCUCAAGAAUGACAGAGAUCGGAUCACUCCUCCUUUUAUACCUUUUACUGUGCCUCUCUAGUGCAGGGCGCUCUGCUCGAGUUUACAAUAUUGGCCAAUCAGCAUUAAACAUAUCAUUUUGCACUGGUUUAGGCUGGAUUGCAGGGGGCCAACAAUCUAAUCAUUUCGGGGUCUCAUCAAGACCUACCCACCUACUAAGUAUGAAGACAAUCCAUUUCAGCCUUCUCAAGUUAUCGUGUUUACAUGCAGAAAGACAGACAGACACACACGCACGCACACGCACACACACACACAGACAGAUAGACAGAUAUACCACACACGAACGCCUCUGAAAAACAUAACCUUCUUGGCGAAGGUAAUAAAGGGUUGUAUCCUUGACUAAAACGCUGUUCUUAUCAUAAGUAGUAUUAGUAUAGUAUAGUAUAGUAGAAAUGCGCAAUGUGACCUAGUAUAGUAAUGUGAUCUACUAAAUAGUAGAUCACAUUAGUAUGUAUAGUUUGUAAGUGUCAUUGCUGUAUUCAUUUCCCUGUUUAUCCAUGAUCUGUACUUAGCUUGUUACAGCACAAACGUACAAUAAAGGUCUUUCAUUCAUUCAUCAUUACAACAUCUUUAUGGCUUGGCGAAUCUUGGCGAAUCUAUGGCUAAAGAGUUGCGAUGUAAACAAGUACUUAAGGUGUUUUAUUACUAGUAUUUGCGGUGAUAGGAUGAUGUCGUGUAUUUUUUGUUGAACAAAAAUUGAAUAUGGAUAGGCAUGACGAUGGUAUUCUAACACAUUGGGAUUUUACUUUGUCAAAUGUAAAUGACGUUAAGUAACCCUGUAUCAUCUUUUGAAAUUUUAAUUGGUUCCAGUCUGUGUAUAAUCACCAAGCAGAUGUAAGGAACCGGUUCAGUGUGAGAUUUAAGCAUAUUUCUGUAACAUUAAGUACAUGUUAUAGUAGUUCAUUUUUCCACUAGAUGUACAAACAUACAUGUAACACAGUAUGAAUUGUAACUAUACUGUUUACAUUUAUUUCGGAAACAUUACACAAAGCUGUUGAUCAAAUCUUAACGUUUGUGGAUCGUAACAUCAUAGUCUUUAGCCCAUAAAUACGUUUAAUUUUUUCACUUACAUCUGACAACAGAAAUCUACAAACUUGGUAUUUCAAUUUGCACGGUGUUUGUGUUUAGUAUUAUACAUGAAGACAAUGUAGCUGGUGAUGAUGUAAGUUUAUUAAACAGGACCAAAGCAACACUGACAGGCAUUCAUGGUGGCUAAAUUGUGAGGCUCGAUUUAAUAAAAUAUUUCGACAAAAGUGUGUAC